UACCGCAAAUGCUCCAGAUACACUCGUUUUACCGCGCACAGUCGAUGCGCGCUCACGCGCCCGCGGGCAAGAAGCUGCAGCGCGAGAGGGCAGGAAGUGAUUUCGGCGGCGGGAGCAGAUGCCGAUCUCCUCUUUGGAAACACGUCCGACCACGACACAGGGAGCGGCGCGAAGAAAGCGAGCGCGGACCACCGGGGGGUUUAUUCGCCUCCAACGCAGACGGGCAGACAGGAAGAAGUGGUUAUGGAGUGACUGAGGGAGCAGACGGAUGAGUCACCUACAGUAUGAGUGAUAGAUGAUGUAACGGCAGAACAUGGAGCUAACGGAGACGGACCCAGUGCCUCUAACAAGCUUUUGACCCGUGACUAAACAAGCCGGAGUGAAGGGAGCGCUCUCAUUCUGAUUGAAUGACCCCACGCCUCCUCACCGGGUGAUGGAACAUAAUCACAAAUGGACCCUUAACACCGAGGCUGGAGUGUGUGAGGUUACAUGAUCUUCCUGUCUGCGUGCAUGCUGCUGUUGAAGUGGGAGCAGAGAGUUUGGAUGCUGCAUGAAGCCAUGUUGCGGCGUGGGCUGCUAGCCUGGGUGUCCCGCGUCGGAGGCGCCCUGGUGCUCCUCUGCUGCUCCCUGUCUCUGCUCUAUGUCAUGACCUGCAGCCCCCCGCCGUCGGACGACUCCCCCCUGAGCCACGUGUUGCCCCGUCCUGGACCCAAUCCCGCCGGCCUGGGGGGCACGGGGCCAGGGGUCGGGGCGGGGGCCGGCGGGACCAGAGGAGCCAGGGCCCCUCUGAGCGGCGGGCCCCCGGGGGCCAAGUCGUACCAGAUGCUCCUGAAGGAGCGCGAGGAGCAGCACCGCCUCCACAUCUCGUCCCUGAAGACGGAGAUCGCGCGGCUGAAGGAGGCCCUGCAGGAGCGCAGCCAGCAGCUGAAAGGCGUGCAGGAGAGCCUGAAGAGAGCCGGCCCGGCGGAGGGACAGGAAGCUGGGGCCAGGCCCCAGGGAAGCGGCCCCGCGGAGGCUCAGGGCACCAGGAGCCAGCAGGCGGACCUCCAGGAGUUCCUGAGGAGCCAGCUGUCGAAGGCGGAGGUGAGCGCCGGCGCCAGGCUGCCCAGCGAGUACGCGGUGGUGCCCUUCGAGAGCUUCACCCUGCAGAGGGUGUAUCAGCUGGAGAUGGGGCUGACGCGGCACCCCGAGGAGAAGCCGGUGAGGAAGGACAAGAGGGACGAGCUGGGAGAGGUGCUGGAGACGGCGCUGCACAGCCUGAACGCGCCGUCGCCGCCGGACAGCGAGGGAGGAGCGGAGAAGAGUCAGACCAGCAAAGUGUACGCGCCGUCUGACUUCAUAGAAGGCAUCACCCGGACAGAGAAGGACAAAGGGACGCUGUACGAGCUGACCUUCAGGGGAGAGACCAGCAGCGAGUUCAGGCGCCUGGUCCUCUUCCGGCCCUUCGGGCCCCUGAUGAAGGUGAAGCAGGAGCGGGUGGACACGUCGGCCGUCCCCAUCAACAUCGUGGUGCCGCUGUCGAGGCGCACAGACAAGUUCAAGCAGUUCAUGCAGAACUUCAGGGAGGUCUGUGUGCGACAGGACGGCCGGGUCCAUCUGACGGUGGUGUAUUUUGGGAACGAGCAGAUGAGCGAGGUCCGCAGCACUCUGGAGAACACAUCCAGGGAGGUCAACUUCAAAAACUACACUCUGCUGCAGCUGGAUGAGGAGUUUUCUCGAGGACGAGGUCUAGACGUUGGGGCCCGAGCCUGGAAAGGAGGAAACGUACUGCUUUUCUUCUGCGAUGUGGACAUCUACUUCACAGUGGACUUCCUCAACACCUGCCGACUUAACACACAGCCGGGUAAAAAGGUUUUCUACCCAGUGCUGUUCAGCCAAUACAAUCCCACUUUGAUCUACGGGAGCCUUGAACACGUCCCACCUGUGGAGCAGCAGCUGGUGAUCAAGAAAGACACUGGCUUCUGGAGGGAUUUUGGUUUUGGUAUGACAUGUCAAUACAGAUCCGACUUCAUCAAUAUUGGAGGUUUUGACAUCGAUAUCAAGGGCUGGGGUGGCGAAGAUGUCCACCUGUACAGGAAGUACCUGCACAGCAGCCUCCUGGUGGUCCGGGCGCCGUCGCGGGGCUUAUUCCACCUGUGGCAUGAGAAGCACUGCGCGGACGAGCUCCCGCCGGACCAGUACCGCAUGUGCAUGCAGUCCAAAGCCAUGAACGAGGCCUCCCACGGCCAGCUGGGGAUGCUGUUCUUCAGGCCCGAGAUCGAAGCUCACCUCCGCAAGCAGAAGCAGCAGCAGAACGCAAACCCGAAGAAGGCGUGAGGGUGAGGACGGACUGUGGGACGCGCUGCACACGCCUAAAGGGCUGGAAAGCAGGUUUUAAAGGAAUACGAUUUUUAGAAAGGAACGUGGAGAGGCACAUCAAAAUGUCAAUAGCAGAUUCUUGUAGUAUGAAGGAGGAAGUCGUAUACUUUCUGUUGUAGGAAUAAAAUGAGCAGAAGCAGGUUAAAAAAUAUUCGGUCUCUGUCCACAGGUAAAGAUAUUUUGUGUAAGUACACUUUAAAGCACAUAUGUGUUAAUUAGACAUAUUAAUGAUACAUAAUUAGUGUGAAAGGGAACAUGAAAGACUGUAUGUCACAAAUUGUUAAUAUUAUGAGAAUGUGAAGACUUCCUAGAUUUUAUUACCCGCUGUUGCUCUGGAAAGAACAACUCCGUGUACUUUAGCUUAUGAGACUUAUCGAGGUCACCCACUUCACCACAGUGGACGUUGUCAGAUGUGUAAUUGCUGUUUGUAUAUUCCUCUGUGACCUGAAUCAUGUCUUUGAGCUGUAACUGGUGCCUUCUGUGAAUAAACCCUAAACACUGUCUCUUCAGGAUGACCUGAGAAAUGUAAAAAAUCCGUACAUUUUUUACAUUUAGGGAGCAGCGCCAUCUACUGGACUAAACGCCAAUAACACGUUGGCGAAUAAACAAUGAAGGACUUGAGAAAAGCCAGGAAUGGCCUUGUAAAACCUUUAAUUUUUUAUAAAUUAUUGAUCUGUACUCUUCCUUCCUUUAGUUUGUUUGUAUCAACCUUCACUUUUAUGCUUUCAGUUUUUUUCUGCAUUUUAUGUCAUGCAGUUGUUGCAGUACAGUAUUGUUUGUACAACAUUCCCUUAUCUCAUGAAGUGAGAAUGACCCAAAGAGAAACACAGUAUAUCGUUUUAACUGGAAAAUAUUUUCUGAUGAACUGGCAGUUUUCCCAAAAAAACUUCUAGAUGCAAGUCAUACAUAUUUGUUAAAUUGAAAUUGAGAUAAACCAAUAUGUGGACUAAUUAUUUUUAUUAGAAUUAAAUCAUUAUAUUGUUCACUCUCCUGACGAUGACUUAAUAAGUCGGAAUUUAUAUUUUAAUAUGUUUGUUCCUGUUAUACAAAUGUGGCUUUGUUAAAAGAAUAUGUUCUUUUACUAUUGAUUAAGUCUCUUAGACCCCUAUCUUAGACAAAAUGUAUCAGAAAUUACAGACUGUAAGAUAAAAUAUGACACAUAUCAGUGAGCAGUAAAACUUUAAUUACUAUCUCAAUGGUUGCUUCGUGCUUAGACAGACAAAGAUACUGUUCUUAUAAUCCUGAUCUAGCGUUUGCUCAGUCAUCAGACGCGAUUGAAACAAUGUGUAUUUUUGGUAAAUGACCAAAGCUGUGAAAAGAGGCACUUUUUUCAUUUUUUAUUGUCUUCUGUUAAAACAUUCAUUGUAAAAAUACAUUAAAUUAAUUGUCAUUGAGUUAUUUUUUCAUGUCAUGGUAAUUAAAUUAAUAAACCAUU
This is a messenger RNA of Betta splendens (Siamese fighting fish), 3793 nucleotides long. It is a transcript of the gene csgalnact1a, whose product is annotated as chondroitin sulfate N-acetylgalactosaminyltransferase 1a. The coding region runs from base 490 to 2316 and encodes 608 amino acids. Gene Ontology annotation, molecular function: glucuronosyl-N-acetylgalactosaminyl-proteoglycan 4-beta-N-acetylgalactosaminyltransferase activity. The record is from RefSeq and is a predicted model, not a curated record. NCBI's taxonomy places the organism in Eukaryota, Metazoa, Chordata, Actinopteri, Anabantiformes, Osphronemidae. The transcript has 8 exons. Gene Ontology annotation, cellular component: Golgi cisterna membrane.